GCCAAGUUGAAAGAGAGGGAGUCUUCAAGAAGGAUUGUUACUGUUGGAGGCACUGGUAUUGUCGCCAUUGAUGAGAACAGAAGAGAAGUUCGGAGACGGCGACCGCAUUGAAGGUUUCUGGGAAAAAAAUGCAUCUAUCACAUGUUUUCAUCUUCAGAUUACAAAGGAAAGGUCAGUUCUUUCUUGACAGCAGUUCCAUUGAUUCCAAGUAACAGCUGAUGAUCUUUGAAACACAUUCUUUCAACCAACCUUGUCUGAGGUGCAAUCAAAAGAUAUCAAUUCAAAGGUAUGCAGUCUGAUAUAUCAUAUAUUUAUAAAUUUUUUGAGGUUUAAAUUCAAAUAUAUAUGUCUUUAGUUCUUAGUUGCUCUAAAUGGGACUUUAAAAGGCUAUUUUACUGGCAAGAAAGGGAUAAGGCAGGCUGCGAAGGAGGGAGUGCUACCUUACCACCCUAAAUGCAGUAAUGUUGGACAGACUCAUCUAUGAUUUGCAGAUGAGUUACUAAUAUUUAUGGAUGGUUCAACAAGAGCAAUAGGUGCUAUUGAUCCUAUACUGAGACAGUUUUAUUUGGUAACAGGGUUGAAGGUGAACUACCAUAUAUCAGAAAUUUUUUGUUGGGGAAUGCAACAUAAUGCCAUAAGGGAGUUAACUGAUUUGUCUGGUUUUGAAGGUGGGGACCCUUCCUGUUAGAUACCUUGGGGUACCACUUAUAACUGGAAGGCUAACAGAUGCUGCUUAAAACCUCUCAUCACAAAAAUAACUGAUAAAAUCAGUUUGUGGACUUCCAGAUAUCUGUCAUUUGCAGGGAGAUUACAGCUUAUUUCAUCUGUUCUUCAGAGCAUAACAAAUUUUUGGUGUUCUAUUAUCAGUGGAGGAUAUUUGCAAAGCUUUUCUUUGGAAAGGAAGAGCAGCUGAUGCAAGAGGAGCCAAGGUAAGUUGGCUAGCAGUAUGUCAACCAAAGAUGGAAGGAGGAUUAGGCUUGAAGCUUUUGCACAAUUGGAAUGUGGCUUACAUUUAUUUGGCUACUUUUCACCAAGGCAAGAUCUAUUUUGGUGGCAUGGAUGAAAGCUUAUUUGCUUAAAGAAAAGAGUUUUUGGUCAGUAAAAAUUCCAGCAGACACUACUUGGAGCUGGAGAAAAAUCCUAAAACUUAGAACAUGCACUAGACCUCUGGUGAAGCAUAUAUUAGGUAAAGGUGACACUGUUUUCUCUGGUAUGAUUCUUGGCAGCCCAAAGGAUCUCUUAUUGAAGUAUAUGGGCAGAAAAUUAUGCAGGAUGCAGCUAUUCCCUCUCAAGCAAAAUUUUCUCACAUAAUCCAAGGGGAUUAUUGGAAAUGGUCUCCUGCCAGGUCACCUGAGCUACAGAAGAUUCAAAUUGCUUUGUGUGGGACAUUAUAUCCUAAUCAGGCUAUGGAGGAUCAGGUUGUUUGGUUGGCCUCUCCAUCAGGUUCCUUUCAAACAGGUGCUACUUGGAACUUCCUUAGAGAAAAGAGAUCUAAGGUACUCUGGUUUAGACUUCUUUGCUACUUAAAUUCUAUUCCCAAACACAGUUUUUUUUGCUUGGCUAGCUAUAUUGGAUAGACUCUCUACCAAGUCCAGAUGGAAGAACUGGUCCUCUUCCAUUGAUGACACUUGUGUACCAUGUGGGAAUGCAAGUGCUCAGAAAUCAUCUCCUCUUCUCCUGUCCCUAACUCUACACAUAUUUCAUAUUUGGGAUAGGAUUUCAUCUAUGCUGGAAAUCCCAUUGAACUGCAUUUGGCAAGAUACUUUGGAUUGGUUUUGGAAGAGAGUUAAACAUAAAGUUUUGUAUAGUUCUCUUCUGAAAUUAGCUUGGUGUGCAUUAAUAUAUCAUAUUUGGAUUGAAAGGAACAACACGAUACAUAAGCAGCUGUACAGGUCUCCUUCUGCACUAAUUGAUGUGAUUCAAAUGGAUGUUUGAGGCAGAAUAUUGGGGUUUGUAAAGGAAAGGUCUUCUCCCAUGCCAAGAUAUAUUAUAUGUCUUUAGUUGUUGAGGCAGGUUAAGUUUUUGUUUGUUUAUUCCUGUUAAGAUCCCAAAUUGAAUUUGUUGCUUUUUCUGAUCAUCCUUUUCUUCCCCCUCUUAUAACUUUUACCAAAAGCAGUUUCUUUCCACAUACUUGUCUAAAAAAGAAGUUUAGGAAGCACUUGAAUUGGUAUUGACUAUGGCUCAUCUGAUAUUCCAGGAGAUAUGAUAUAUGGUGCAAAAAAGAAAUUGGUUUUGUUAUCUGUCUCAUAAAAAGAAAUUGCAUACUUCUUGGAUUUGUUGCUGAGGCAGGCUAGACUAUUGUUUG
Rubroshorea leprosula is the source of this 2305-nucleotide messenger RNA. The record is from the annotation of a GenBank genome assembly. NCBI's taxonomy places the organism in Eukaryota, Viridiplantae, Streptophyta, Magnoliopsida, Malvales, Dipterocarpaceae.